UUUUGUUCUAGACGCCCAAAAAUUAGCAUCUGAGGUAUUUUGGGCAAUAAUUUUUUUUCCUUUCUUUCUUUCUUUUACACCUUCGAAAAGGGGUAGUUGGGGCCCUUUCCCCCCACCCCCAUCUUAAAUUCGCCCCUGAGUAGGAAAAGUUUGUUAGCCUAUAAUCAAAGAUUCUUCUAUAGAAAAAAUACAAAUGUCUGUUCUUUUUUUUUUUAUUACUGGCAUGGUUGUAGUUUCUUUUAAAAAGAAUUCCUUUUCCUGUAGUUUAAAAAAUUUAAGUUUCUUCUAUACCAGUCGUAUAUUUAAUUCAUUUAAAAUUUAGUCAUUGAGAUUAUAGAAUGUCGGCAAAACAAAUUACCUGAUUGGCAGUGGAGGUCCCAAUUAGGCUACUGUGAAGAGAUGCAGUGAGAAGAAGAGCAUGCGCACAUACUCUUGGAAGCAGUGCCUCAUUCCAGUGUUAAAUUGGCUAAUCUAACGCCACACGGUUGGAACAAUAGCAAUUUCAAGCAUUAGGGUAUGCUGCCACUUUAAUUGACUCACUGAAUAUGCGAUGGGCUGAUAUUGAAAACCAGCCAUGUAGAAAUUCUAAGCAGCUGAGGACUUAUCCAAAGUAGGCCAAAAAUUGAAAACAUUGCUAACUGUAGCAAUCAAUUCGAAAAAUGAAGAUAUUUUUUUGUGACAAGAAAUCAAUCAUCACAUAUACAAAUAUCCAGAAGUAAUGAAACUUUUAAAGUAAAUAAUGUAAACGCAGAGAUAUUAAAUUUCAUCAUCAGUCUCAGAAACUAAAGGAGAAUGCCACUUUUAAAUGAUCUCAAAAGUAAAAGACAGGGAUAUGCUCCAGUGGCUGUGAUACCAUCCGACAGCGAUGAAGAUGACAACUUUUCCUUAUCAGUUAGGUCCAAUGAUACUUGUCCAUGCAGAGUGCCAGAUAGGAAAAACAAUGAAGCUAUCAAAGACGAGGGCAUCGAUAUAGCAGUGCACAACCCACAAACUGAUGCUAACCUCAACAUAUCUAUUGAAAAAUUGAAACAGAAAAAAAAUCAGACGACGUCAAUCUGUCUUCUUAUUACAAGCUUAGUUAUAUUUGCAAUUAUAAUAGGAUUUCUCAUUCAGUAUCAAGUAUUAAAUAAUAACAAGGCUGAUGGAGAAUCUCCCGUCAAUCAAAUGUCCGAUGUUGUUUGGGAAACCUUGCCACUCCCGUAUGCAAGCGAGUCUGUCGUGCGCCUACAGGAUUUGAAUGAUGAUGGAGUUCUAGAUAUAUUACACACAUUAGUAAGAUCAUCUUCACCUAAGGAAAAUUUCUGCAAGAGCAUUCAUAUGGAUGAACCAUGUCUGGGAGCAGUGCAUGCUGUCGAUGGUAAAAACGGGAGUUUACUUUGGGAGACAAGCUGUCGUAGUGAUAUAUUUGCCAUGAACUGUGGCAACCUUGAUAUUGAUGGAGAUGGUCAUAAUGACUGCCUUCUAGCCGGGCGUGCUGCACAGCUUUACGCUAUUAAUAGUAGAACUGGAAGAGUGUUGUGGUCAGCAGACAACAACCAAUACACUCAGUAUCCUUGGAACUUCUACCAACCACAAGUUGUCCCAGACUUGGAUCAAGAUGGUGUCAGUGAAGUGGUUGUAGCACACGGUGGUAAUGUUAAUUAUCCUGAUGAGAAGUUGGACAGAGAUGCUGGACGGGUCAUCUUAUUGUCUGGCAAAACAGGAUUGGCACUAGGACGAUACCUAAACAUGUCCGACGGCCACGAAACCUACUCAGCAAUCACUUUAUACGAGCGGCCAAAUGGGGCUCUUUACAUUUUAUAUGGUUCAGGUGGAGAGACAAUUCAAGGAUCUUUGUGGGGCAUUUCUUUGCGAGAUCUAUACUGCUAUGUGAAAGAGACAGCACCAGAAAAGGUUAAGGACCAGGUUCCUUUCCUAGGGUCAGAUUCUUACAAGGAAUCUUGGGGAAGACCUCUUCAGACAUCUGAUGUAGGUGUUAUAGAAAUACUGAGGUCAGAUGGUGAAAGGGGGAUAAUGGUACCAACAAUUUUAGCAGAUAUGAAUAAUGACGGAAUCAAUGAUUUAAUUGUAUCUUUAUUCAAUGGAAGUUUUGCAGUACUUAAUGGUGAUAACCUUACUGUUAUCUGGUCAACUGGUUUCCACGGUUAUCAAUCAUACAGGCUGGUAAAUGGUACAAGUUAGUAAUACUGUAAGAAAUCAAUUUCAUAAAUAUCUGUGUGAUUGUCUAUUGUUAUAACAUUGUCAAAUAUAUUUGUCUACUUUACAACUUUAUAACCAUAUUUUACCAAGUAUAAGGCUUGUGUAUAGGUCCAGCUUUUAGCAUUCAUCCCAGAAUAAGUCCAGGCUAUAAUUGCAGAUGGAAAUGAAAGGCUAGCAUUGAUUAUAACAGUCCAGGCAUUCCCACCAUCCAGGCCUACCUAUCUAUCAUGAGCAUAAAAAAAAUCAACAAGUAAGACUGCAGGGCUGCCCACAGGUCUUUCCCAGCUCACACACCCAACCACUGUCUGUAUUCAAGAGUUGUAUGGAUCAAAAGAAAAUAAAAUACCAGAAAACCCAAUCAGACUUUCAUCUGGCAUAUUUCGUUAAAGCGUCAUGCAUAAUAAUUUUUUUAGCAUUUUAAAAAAGUCAAUUCAAUCAAUUCAAUGUACAUUUAUUCAAUCAAUGAAUGGACAUAACAUAAAUCAUUUGAUUUCAAUAAUAAAAUUCCAUUGAUAAGGAUCAAGUUAUAGAAGCAGUUUGGCUUGUCUCAAUUGACCCUUACAAAAAAAGUACAAAAUAAAAUAACAAAAAGCACAAUUAUAAUACCUGUACCAUACGUACAAACACACGCAUAUCCCCCACACACACACUCACUCACCUACACACAUACAAAAUAACAUUACUUGCACCAUAAUCGGGUGCUUUAUAUAUACACAUACAUACAUAUACAAAUCAAAUCAAAUCAUAUCAUAUACAUACUGUACAAGUCAAAUCAAGUUAUUUAGUCAAGGUACUGUCCGAGUACUAUAAGCCCACCCCUUAAUUUCUGUGGUAUUCCUUGGCUGCCACUUAAGCUUAAUGCUCGGUAAAAUAUGGUAUAUCACCCCAUGGUUUGCCAUCUGUACAUUAUGUUAUCUGCAUGCUG
Messenger RNA from Anneissia japonica, 3124 nucleotides. Its product is annotated as protein FAM234B-like. Gene Ontology annotation, molecular function: protein binding. The record is from RefSeq and is a predicted model, not a curated record. The transcript has 9 exons. Lineage: Eukaryota; Metazoa; Echinodermata; Crinoidea; Comatulida; Comatulidae. The coding region runs from base 793 to 2181 and encodes 462 amino acids.